AUGGACGCCAUGGACGUGUUCAUCAAUUACGUCACCGUGUGGACAAUGCUCGGGGUGUGCUGUGUGGGCGUGAUCACCAACUCCAUCAACAUCUCCGUCUUCUUCAAACAAGGGUUCCACGAGGGCGCCACCAUCUCCAUGACCUUCCUCUCCUUCUGGUCCCUCUUCAAGUGCAUCUGUGGCAUCGGCUACCGACUCGGAGGCCCGGUGGGGCUGGUCUCACCUGCCUUAGGACUCACCUGGAAAAACAUCACCCUGCCGUAUGUCGAGUUCACGGGCAUGUACGCAGGGUACGUCUCGUUUGCUCUGGCCGCGUUUAUCUCCAUAGAAAGAUGUCUGUGUGUGAGCAAGCCAUUCACGGCCAAGAAGAUCAUCACGCCCAAGGUUACACUCACCGUCCUGCUCUCGAUUUCUGUUGUUGCCAGCGGGGCCUACAUCGUUGUCUACUUCAUGUACGACAUACAGUUCGAGUAUAGCCAGAUUUUUAACACAAGUGUGGCCAAAUACAUUCACAGUAACUUCUACGACGCUAAAUCCGACAUCGUAAUGUCUUAUUACCAAGUAAUGGCCAUUCUAAUUCCGACAUCCGGGUUCUUUAUCUUGACCAUAUCAUCCACCAUCACUGUCCACUACCUGAGAAAAUCGACACAGUUUUUAAAACAUAAAACUGACCACAAGCUGAACAACCCAGUCUGUGUUAUAUCCAACAGAGAGAAACAGGUAGUGAAAACGUUGCUGGCUGUUAUCUUAGUCUACAUCAUCAACCUCUUUCCUCGCCUCAUCUUCUACAUCGCCCAGCUCUGGGAGCCGGAGUUCCAGCUCCUGAGGAAGUACAACAAGCUGUUUGUCCUGGUGGCCGCAAGCAUCUCUGUCUUUGACUUCAGCAACGCCUCCAUCCAUUUCUUCAUCUACUACAACAUGAGUUCCGGGUUCCGGAACAAUUUCUUCAAGGCCUGCACUGUAGUCAGUUACCCCAGGUCUUGA
Molecule: messenger RNA, 984 nt
Organism: Physella acuta
Lineage: Eukaryota; Metazoa; Mollusca; Gastropoda; Physidae
Biological process (GO): G protein-coupled receptor signaling pathway
Cellular component (GO): membrane
Molecular function (GO): G protein-coupled receptor activity
Source: RefSeq, a predicted model, not a curated record